Molecule: messenger RNA, 672 nt
Organism: Aspergillus thermomutatus
Lineage: Eukaryota; Fungi; Ascomycota; Eurotiomycetes; Eurotiales; Aspergillaceae
Product: putative secretory component protein shr3
Exons: 2
Coding region: 1-672 (223 amino acids)
Biological process (GO): endoplasmic reticulum to Golgi vesicle-mediated transport
Cellular component (GO): endoplasmic reticulum membrane
Source: RefSeq, a predicted model, not a curated record
AUGGCCUUCAGGAACGGGUCCUUCGCGACCUUCCUGAUCGUAUGUCCGGUCUGCUUCUUCCUCGGCAUCAUCUUCUCGCUCUUCCCAUACGACUACCCCAUCCUAUGGUCCACGGCCCCAACACCCACCGCCCACUACGACUACCUCGAAGCACACCUGCGCUUCCUCCACGCCUCCCCGCCCCUAAUCCCACGCAUCCUGCACAUCGUCAUCUUUUUGGGAUUGGCGGGCCUUGUCUCGAAACUCUACAAGCCGUCGGAGAGCAACAUGCUCUUCGACGGCGCCUCGCUCGUCCUCUACAUGUGCGGCAUCACCGUCUACAUCGCCAACAUCGUCAAGGGGCUGCGUCUCGCCUCGGAGGGCAAGUACGGCGAGGAGCUGGCUACCAAUCCCGAGGAGAAGGAGCAGAUCCUUGGCCGGGAAGACUCGCUGAAGGUGCUGUCGGCGAGUAAUACCAUCCUGGCGUUGGUGCUGGUGGGUGUUUUGGUGCUGCAGGCGGGGCAGUGGUAUGCGGAGCGGAAGGAUGCGCAGGAGUAUGAGUCGUUGGCGAAGGUGCGGAAGGAGGGCGGUAGCGCUUCGUCGGCGUCGUCGGCCGGUGCGCCGGCGGCGGCGUCGUCGUCGUCGUCUGGGAAGCCUGGGAGACAGGGGAGUGUGAAGAAGAAGAGCAACUAG